AUGGCGAGAACGGCGACGAUGCGAAUCUCUCUCGGGCGUCUUGCGAUCGUUCAAGGCUGCGACCCCGAAUCUGACGCAUGCCAUUGCGCCGGGAUCAGGCCGUAUAAUGGAGGAAACAAAGCAAAUACACUUCUCGGCCACAAACGUAACCUCGUCUCACCGAUGUGUACGGGUAUAUGUUGA
Molecule: messenger RNA, 183 nt
Organism: Postia placenta MAD-698-R-SB12
Lineage: Eukaryota; Fungi; Basidiomycota; Agaricomycetes; Polyporales; Adustoporiaceae
Exons: 1
Coding region: 1-183 (60 amino acids)
Source: RefSeq, a predicted model, not a curated record